AUGUCUGAAGUCAUUGAAGCAGAGAUUCAGACAUGGAUUUCUAAUUAUAAUCAAAUAAAUGAAAUGUUGCAAUGGAUUCAAUCAGAAAAUGCUUCACCAAGAGACAACAAGUUAAACGAAAAAGAUGGGGUGUUGGAUAAACUUAGACCGAUGCCUUGA
Messenger RNA from Entrophospora candida, 159 nucleotides. The record is from the annotation of a GenBank genome assembly. NCBI's taxonomy places the organism in Eukaryota, Fungi, Glomeromycota, Glomeromycetes, Entrophosporales, Entrophosporaceae.